GAUGUCGGCCGUGACAUGUACAUCGUUGGCUCUGGGUUCGUUGAAGUGCUGGACGCCCCGGGGUCGAACGUCGUCAGGAAGCGCCUUCAGGUUGGGAGCGUGUUCGGAGAGAACAGCCUGCUGACGCCACACUGCAGACGCUGCGUCGAUGUCAGGUCCCCUGGCUUCACGACGCUGUUUCGCCUGGGACGGGAGCGGUUCUGGACGCUGGCCCACCUGUACCCGGACGUGGAGCGAACCAUCCAGCGGCGCACGAGGCGCCGGCUGGCCAAGUCGGCGCAGCGCCGCAGCUGGGGCAUGAAGCUCGGCUCCGACGCCGUGCCUGUGUGUCAGUUCAACGCCGCGGCGAGCGCGCCGCGCUGAGUAGUAGCAAGUGCUGGACUGCUGAGUGGUAGCGG
Messenger RNA from Amphibalanus amphitrite, 398 nucleotides. RefSeq names its product cyclic nucleotide-gated cation channel-like. The record is from RefSeq and is a predicted model, not a curated record. Gene Ontology annotation, molecular function: protein-containing complex binding. The transcript has 2 exons. The coding region runs from base 16 to 363 and encodes 115 amino acids. NCBI's taxonomy places the organism in Eukaryota, Metazoa, Arthropoda, Thecostraca, Balanomorpha, Balanidae.